Molecule: messenger RNA, 267 nt
Organism: Meloidogyne enterolobii
Lineage: Eukaryota; Metazoa; Nematoda; Chromadorea; Rhabditida; Meloidogynidae
Source: the annotation of a GenBank genome assembly
AUGCGCAAUAGAGAACCUUUCUCUCUGUUUGUUCCUUUAAAUGUUUGGAACCUUUUUCUCGCCAUUUUCUCAACCAUGGGAGCUUUUAAACUUAGUUAUGAAUUUUUUGAAACAAUUUUGACACAUGGACUACAGAGUUCUUAUUGCCAUGUCCAUAAUUAUACUCUUGGAACAAACGGAUAUUGGGUCUGGCUUUUUAUUGUCAGUAAAAUGUUUGAAUUGAUGGAUACUGUCUUUUUGGCAAGUUUAGAUUUUUUUCGGUGUUAA